AUGUUGGAGGAUAUUCUGAAGCUGUUAAGGAGUGAUGAUCGUCAUCCUCUGAAAUGGCCCAGGCCUCGCGGCAUUGCAGCCUCAACCAUGGGAAUAAUGUCGGGUACGCUCGUAUUAGGAGAGUUAGUGCUUUCUGGGCUAUCUUCGGAAGACCAAAAGGAAGAUUUUGAAGAUGUUCAGCCAAUGAAGCAAGAAGUGGAGUCAGCAGCACAGGCGAACAAUAAAGAAAACUAUGCCGAAGUGAUGAAAAGGAAGAAACGCCCUUUUAAUGGAACUGAACCAGUGGCACAUAAGGAAAAUAAAGAGGUAAGUCGAAGCAAUGUGAUUGCAAUGGCUUUGCUAAAGAGAUUUAUUUGGUUUGCCUUACAAAUAGUUUAA
Cylicocyclus nassatus is the source of this 378-nucleotide messenger RNA. The record is from the annotation of a GenBank genome assembly. NCBI's taxonomy places the organism in Eukaryota, Metazoa, Nematoda, Chromadorea, Rhabditida, Strongylidae.